Messenger RNA from Thermothelomyces thermophilus ATCC 42464, 2794 nucleotides. RefSeq lists its product as uncharacterized. Gene Ontology annotation, cellular component: cytoplasm. The coding region runs from base 242 to 2677 and encodes 811 amino acids. The transcript is spliced from 4 exons. The record is from RefSeq and is a predicted model, not a curated record. Lineage: Eukaryota; Fungi; Ascomycota; Sordariomycetes; Sordariales; Chaetomiaceae.
CUACUAGUUCUCCGAACACCUAGGCGUUGCCUUUUUUUCUCACUCGGCGUAUACUCGACGAAGCUCUGCGACGAGGCGAACUCGAGAAUUCUCCCCCUUUACCCGUUCGCUUACCACUCGCGGAUGCGUCUGCAGUACUCACGGGAAUAAAAUCCAGCGGCUGAUGAGGUCGUCCGCCCUGCUGCCGUCACCGCUUUUCCCCCCUCGCCUCUCCGCUAGUUGACCUCUCAGCGGAGUCAAGAUGGUCAAGCUAGACUACAACCGGGACUACUAUGCAGAUCUUGAACUUCCGGGACCGGUGGACAUUGCGGAAGUGAAGAAGCAAUUCAAGAAAUUAGCACUGAAAUGGCAUCCAGAUCGCAACCCGGGGAAAGAGGAGGAGGCCAAGGAGAAGUUCCUGGUCAUCCAAGCCGCCCACGAAAUCCUGACCGACCCCAACACCAAAUCUAAGUUCGAUGCACACCGUCAGCGAACCCCGAAGCCGGGAGCGUCGGGCGUCAGAGGCAACCCUUGGCAAUACACGGCGCAGGAAGUUAACCAGAAGUUUGGCGUUCCCCCGCGACGGCCCCCCAUGCCGACUCGCCCGCCCGCGCCGACGGCAGCGGCUUCGACGAAACACUGGGACUGGGCACACAAGGCCAAGUCCAAGACAGAUAAUUUGAGAGCGAAUAUGGAGGCAUGGGAACGCGCAAGGCCGCAGAGCAAACCAUCUCAGCCCAGCGCUUCGGCUUCCGCGUCCAGUGCACGUCCACCCAAGCCGCCUCCUAGGGAACCACCUAUCCCACGGACGGCGUCACAGGCCAGGAGGCAGGAGGCAGCAUUCGGCUCCAGGAAGAGUGGCUAUGCCCCGGCAUCACCUGCGGGGGACGAACCGCCGGUCAAGAAUCGGCACUACAACUCUGGUACCGAUGCCGCUGAGGCGAGCAAGUCCACGCCCGCGUCUACGGAUGACGACCCUCUGAGUUCCCUAUUCAGCGAGACAUUUCUGGACAACCGCCAGCGUACGCCGUACGCUGCUAACGUCGGCGAGAGAACCAACCCGUUCGAACCGCUUAAUAUCAACCGGGCUAAGAGCAUGAGAGACGGGCCGAGAAGGUUUCAGGAAGGUGCUGCCGAUACGCCUCCGACCCCGCCUCCUCGACAACGCAGUGCUAGUACUGGCUCGGAGAACAUCAAGAGGUCGACGGAUGAGAUCCCUAGGCCCAGCGAGCAAAGCGCCACAAACGGGUUCCAAUACCACUCACGAGCAAGCGCGCGGUACAGUCCGAGGGGGGCCGAUACGAACUCGGCUCCGCCGACCGCAACCUUUUCCGGCCCAAACAGCUCGACCUCCUCCGUCAAUAGCAGCACGAACGCGACGGUCAACGGUGAUGCUUCGGAUCAGUCAAAGCAGGGCACCAAAUUUUUCUCGGUUCCCACAGACGGUAAAGACACGGCAGCCCACCAGGCUCGCUUCACCCGAAACAGCGCCGAUAAUAUCAACACGCGGUUCGUGGCGGAGGAGAAGGAGAGUUUCAACUUCCAGUUCAGCGCCGGGACAGCGGGCUCUGUAGACGACAGCUUUCUUCGGGCCAAGCAGCGCGCUCGCGGCGGCGGACACCAUUCUCCGCUUAGGAACGAGUUUACGCCGUCGGCUGAGCCGGGCAGCGGUGCCGAAAAGUCCAAUGCCGAAAAAUCCAGUGGUGCUCAGCAGGCCGAGCCCGCGAAGAAGCAGGGAGACUUCGUUCCCGAGCAGUGGAAGGAGGCUUUUGGGCCUCAUAUAUUUGUGCCGCCUCAGCCCGGCAAAGCGUCGACCUCGCCUACUCGCCCCAUCCGGCCGAUCAAGAAACCACGGCCUGUCCGGAUGACGGCGGGGACGGCCGGGAUGGUGGACGAUGAGGAGACCAGCGGGGAGGACAAGUCCAAGGCAAGUACACCCGCCUCCGGCAUAAACGGUUCCAGGAGCCCGAAUGCCAUGGACAUCGACACGCCGCCUCCGGAACCCGCAGGCCCGCAAGCCGGCGCUCCUCGGAACAUCAACGUGGAGCCCACGAAACCCGAGUGGCGGCCGGGCAACGGUGCGACGGCCGAACCUAAGCUCGGCGCGGGCUUGAAGGCCCCCAACCUCAACCCCACCUCAGCCGGCUCCGAAGACGCCGAAGACUUCGUCCGGCCCUUGUUCUCGGAGUUCCGCAAUGUGGAACCGUUCGCCCCUCCAAAGCCCUCCGGCCUUGGUUCCUUCGCAGAUCUCAGCUCCAACCUGCCCUUCCCGAGCCGCCCAUCCGCAAAAAUCCCGCUUGCCUCCCACGGAAACCAACAGGAAAAACCGACCGCGAAGCAACUCGAUGUCCCCAGCCCGCCCACAGCACCUCGCCCGCCCGCGAGCCUCUGCAUUCCUGGCGCCAAGGUCAGCGCGCCCGCGUGGAUGAACUACGUUCGCGAGUUCGAGGCCUAUAUGACAUCGUGGUCCGAGUUUAACCGGCGGGUGACGGACCACUUUGCCGCGCGGCAGCGGCAGAAUGAGGGCAACGGGCUGGGGUGGCUGAACACAAGGGGCGGAGCGGGCGUUGAGAACUACCUGAGGGCGCUCGAGGUGGACAAGAUUGUGCGGCAGAAGUGGAUGGCUGCCUGCGAGGCGCAUGAGCUGCAUUUCAGGGAGUAUCUAGGGGUGAGGGAAAGGGUCUUGGGUGGCAGCUGAGAGGGGUGAUCGUUCUGUGUGUGCGAGUGCGGGCGACAAGCGUUCGGCGUUUCGAAGAGGUGCGGUCGCGAAGUUGGUUUUUCACAUUUUCUCCCUUUUUUUUUUUUUUUUAUUUUA